Porites lobata is the source of this 8104-nucleotide messenger RNA. Lineage: Eukaryota; Metazoa; Cnidaria; Anthozoa; Scleractinia; Poritidae. The record is from the annotation of a GenBank genome assembly.
AUGAGUGACAAGGGAGGAGUUGGCGUGACAGUCAUAAGUCACGACAGUGAGAAUAGAACCCAUGUUGGUAAUAUCCCUGGAUGUGAAUGGAGUAACCCAGGAUGUUAUAGUAAAAAUGUGACUUACACUGGGGUUAGCGCUGCUCAGUUGGCAGCACUUACUCGAGUUUCACAGAACUGCGAACAGUUUAUCAAAUUUGAGUGCUACUAUCAGACAGCCUUUGUGUCGAAGAAGGUUGCCUGGUGGGUGUCACGUGAUGGAACGAAAAUGAACUACUGGGGAGGAGCUGGUGGAUCAGCCAACAUGUGCGCUAGCGGAGUAACAAACUCUUGCUCAAAUGGUCAAAAGUGUAAUUGUCACAACAGUGGUAGCAGAGGUUGGAAGAGGACAGCGGACUGUUGACAGAAAAGUCUGCACUACCUGUAUCACAAAUCAGAUUGGCGGACCUGGAUGACCCAGAUGAAGACGGAUAUCAUACAUUGGGAAAACUCAAGUGCUAUGGCCGGGCAUGAGAUAUCUGCCGAAUAUUUAACAAUCAUUCCUCGAGCCCGAAUGGGCUCUAAGUCAAUAGCCCAUGAGGCCGAAGGCCGAAUGGGCUAUUGACUUAGAGGCCAUAAUGGCGAGAAUAAAAAAAUUUUUAGCUAGUUAAAGCUAGACUUUAAUCCUUUUUUGCCGCCAAAAAGCCCGCGGUUUUCGCUACUAGUGGGCUAUAACAUAUAGCCUAGUAGUAGCUCAACCAAUCAGAACGCAGCAUUGAUAAUAGACCACUUGUUGGAUUUUACUAUACUAUAGAUACAUUGCUAUAUAAUUGCUUUCCAAGGAACGGUUUUUUGUGGCCGCAGAUUACGUCGGAAUGAGCAACGGGUAGGCUGAAUAAAUGAUCACUUCACUUAAAAAACCAGGAGCCUUUCAGAACUGACCGCAGUUUUCAACACAGCAGCGCCCAAAAUCUUUCAGUAAAUACUUGUUCAACAAAUAUUUAAUAUGUUAGUUACCGUUUGUAUGGGUAACUUUAGAAGGGCUAGCAGAAAAUUUACUGUAAACACUAGACAUGCUUCCUUCCUCUGAGUUUUUUUUUCUAAGGAACACCUAAGAAAGGAACAAAAAUUGUUUUACCUUGUGAAUACAAUUGAUGGAAAGGGAAAGUGAGGUGAAAUUGAUCACUCAAGUAUACGUACAAAGAGCGCGCACUAGUGCAUAUACAUGAAGAGUGCAUGUACAUGCAUGCAGCUCAGUCUGUUCCAAGCACGCCCUUCCCGCCCCCUCUUCCAGGGCGGUUUUCGGGCAUUCGUCAAGUCAUUUGUUCCCACGAUGGGGCGUUUGACAUCAAAGUUCAUCCAAGGGUGGGUAAUUUGCUAACUCUUUGGGAUACGACUGAAAUAAUCUGAUGAGAGGACACAGUUUUUGUCCUUUUUACAUUAUAUAUGAACGAUAAUUUUAGACGUCAGUAUACAAUGGCAUCACUGGCUGCCAUUGUCUGUCCAUUUAAAAGCUAACUGUAUGAUACGUGUGAUACUGAGUAAAGCCGGAUGACAGAGGUAGAGCUAGAAGACCCUACAGCUAGGGAAAGGCAUCCUUCUGUUCUCGAACAGUGGUGUGGGUUCUUUUACCUCCUCUUCGAGUUCACUGAUAAAGGAAGGACAAAGGAGAGAAGGCUAAUUGCUUGAUGCCAUCAGUCAUAAUGCAGUUCCUUUUGUUGUUUGUGUGGGCUUUCGAAUUUUAGCUUCUUUUUUGUUUUGGCUCUUCUUUUUCAACAAUGAGGCUAAAGUAAAACCAGUUACAGAAAGAAAGAAGAAAACUACUCAUUGAGGCCUACUCGUCCUCGGGCUCCCCUUAUUUAUUUAACGCGCACUAGGAAGCGAACUUUAGCGGUGACACUGGGGGAAAGCAACAGUAUUGUAAAUAAAUUGCAGUUCUAUUCUAGUCUCUUAUACCUGUGUGCAAUAAUAAUGAUGAUAAUAAUAAUAAUAAUAAUAAUAAUAGUAAUAAUAAUAGGUUUAUUCAGUAUAGCUCUCAUAUUCUGAUCUCAAGUCGCUUUACAAUUUAAAAAGGGAAAAAAAGGAAAUGAUUUACAUAUCUCGAGCAUGAAAUAUAACGUUUUAAAAUCUAUCAAUAAUUCACAAUUAAAAGGGAAAUUAAACAAAAAUUGACAAUUAAAUUAAUUUGCUAUUAACAUUUAUAUAUAAUAUAAUCCUAUCAGAUCAGUAUCGAUAUAUGCAUGAUACAUGUACAGGCAUUAAAUUAACAUCGUUUUACAAAAACAUUGAGCUACUCUCUAAAAAUUGCUUAAAUGAUACGUUUGCAGUCCUUAAAACUAGUUAAAGAUUGUGACUUGCCCAAAUCGAAUUAUGGUGUAGUGAGUAUCACAGUUUAGGGGCACACACUGAUAAAGUUUCAGUGGUGAGAGAUCUAGGCUGUUCUAGCAGCUACUGAGAUGCGGACAUCAAGUUCCUUGAGUGCGUAAGUCUCUAAACCUGACAUUUUUUUGUUCUUGUCCAGUUUUCCUCUUCCUUGUACCUCAUUGCCUUGACUGAGGUACAUCGGAUGGUAUUGGAGUGAUAGAAAAGCUUUCGACAGUCUGAAAAAAAGUAUAAUUAUUGCUUUUGAACUGCAAAAAGAUCAAAACAUAGUAUCUAAGAUCUUAAAGUGAAGUUUCUUAGAAACUACUUAGUUUAUUAAAAGAUCCAGUUACAAUUAAAAAUCGGCUUUGUAAUCAUUGAUCGGAGAACAAAUUACAACUGAUCUCCACCGGUUAGUUAAUCUCAGCGAUAGUUUACGCCAUUGCCGUCUGUUUCGUGACAUUGAUCAACUCGUUCACUUAGAGAUCGAGGUUCAUGAUCAUCGAAAAUGUUUCAAUUCUUGGGUCAACAACGAAAAAGAGAAAAAAAUAUUUCCAACGGCAACGCCAUGCGAAUAAUCAUGAAGCCAUUCCUUCCGUGUUAAAGAAAAUUUUAAGAGUUUUAACUCUUAAAGUGUUUUGUUUAAACUUUCAAUUUAAGUAACUUAGUGGAACAUAAUUUAAGUUGAACCGUCGUUAUUUAAUUUGUACACGCAGGGGAACAUUUAAUUAAUAUAGGUGAUUUAAUAUCAUUAUGGUUGAUAACUGACAUUCUAGCUUAUCGAUCGGUUUCAGUUUUCUGGAAUCGAAAAGACUUCCCUUUCGCCUGAAGGGCCGAAAGCUAAAAAUUAAGGUUUAAAGAGAUGGUUAAUUUCAUUUCUUUGGGAGGGGGCGGGGUGUGCGGGACCUAUAUAGCAAAACACACCUUUUUCGGGUUCUAAGAUUAAAGAUGUCAAAUAUACACCUUCUAUAUUUGCUGUAGUUCUCUCUAGCCUUCAUGCUAUGCAGGCUUUAGAGUAUCACUGUAUAAUCAGAGUACAGCAAAACCUACAUUGAACAGACACGCUUUCUUCCCAUAAUUUUCAAAAAUAUACUCACGUACCUUUAGCAUUCAAGAAAGAUUUUUAAAGGGUGAUCACUUAAUACAGAUUUCACGAUACUAAACAAAUGAAGUAGAUACUGAAUCAAGAAUUAAACUGAUGCACAACGUAAAAGUCAUUUGCAACCAGCCUAGGACCCGAAGGACAUUCCCUAUUCUCCAAGACGGCGAACAUCACCUGAUCCGUGAGGAAAAACAAAAAUGGAGUCCAGAGACUUGCGUAUUACGAGUUAGCGUUUUAACGUCUUACUCGUCUUGAAGGGAUUGCCUAUUUAUUUUGAGCCGGCAUUGUCGGUAAUGGUGCUAAUGUGAAAAAUUUAGCCUGUGUACUUAUGAGACCAGGAAAGCCGGUAAGCUACAUGUAAAACGAAAUUUCAGUCAACGUUCAUGAGAGUAACAAAUUCUCUCUCAAUUGGAGAAAAACACAUCCCCCACCAAUUGAAAGUAAUUUGAUUAAAGGCAGUCAAGCCACCCAGGUGGAACAACAGCAGUAGCUAAGCAUUCAGAGUGAUCUCACUCUACUCGGAAGACGGCCUGUAGUGACCCUAAAUAUAUAGGGCGUUUCAAAAGUUCGUUCCGAUUGAAAAAUGCAUUUUGUAGAAUUUAAUGCUUCUACUGUAUAAGCAAAUUUAAACUUACUCGGUUAAUAAAUCUAUAGUAUAUACUGAAACAGUGGAUAGUGUUUCCGAGCGCUCUGAUUGGAAUAUCCUGCGCUAUUCACUGAUUCACCUCCAGUUCCUCCUAGCGAGCGACGCCAAACUCACGUAGGUUGCGAGCAAAACGCUUUCCCGGUUUGCUGCCGUAACAAACUAAGAAAUUUCACAACUAAUCAAGCAAGCUAUUUCCGAAAUACAUGAAGAAGGUGACGAAGUUCGGUUUGGAAGUUUUAACAGGUAAAGCUUUGUCUUUUUGACUUGAAUAGUCAUCGAUAAAACCGGUGAAAAAGUUUUUUGUUUACAAAUGCAAAUUAAGCUUAAGUCUUGCGUUACUUUAUUUAGUUGACUUGUUCAUGAUUGAAUAAGCUUAAAACUAAAUUUAAUAAUAUUUUUUACAGAAUUAUUUUAAAUACAAACAGAAUUCACAACUCCUUUUAAAGAAACUUCCCCGCAAGAGCUAAACAAACGCCUUCAAAAGUUUUAUUUGUCGUUAAGAAAAAGCGACGACCGCGGCCGUGUCGGUGGCUAGUAGUGGAUAUAUAUUUUAAUCACCGCUUCGCGGCCUCGGCAAAUAUGCCGGUACUAGCCACCUUCACUUCGGUUAAUAAUUGUUAUCUAGAAAACUGUUCAAAGAAAUUUCAAACUAAAUUUGAAGAAAUUGUACCCGCCACUCGGAAAAUGUUACAAAAAAUAAAGGAGGCCAUCCUGGUUACUAAUAUUUCUUUCUUUCUUUCUUUUUUUCAAUAUAAAAUGAAUAAGGAAUAACAUACAGUGAAACCUCCAUUAAGCGGACACCUUCAGGAUCUACCCAAAUGUCCACUUAAUAGAGGGUGUCCGCUAAAUGGAGGUUUUAAAAAUUGCGCAAUGUUUGUUAACGAUUAACAUUCAACGGUUACUCUGUACUGAGAUAAUGUUUCAUGUUGUUAAGGAAGCUAAGGAAGCUGUGCUGCACUUUUUGCAAGACUUAAAUUAAGGUGAACUUUGAUCACGGAUGACAAUCAUACGGCCGGAUAUCGGUCUCAUUUACAGUUUUUUGACAGCUAAAUGUAUUGAUUUAUCUUUAAUAAUCGACUACAGUACACCGUAAUUUUUAGGGAGGUAUCAUAACUCCAAAAAUGGAGUAAGAAGUUUAGGUACAGGAUAACCCCUUUUUGUGGGUUACUUUAACUCCUAAUUUAACUCCGAAUUUGGGGUUACUCCUGAAAAAGAGUUCUUUUUACUCCCAGUCUGGAGUUAAAAUAACUCCGAAAUGGGGUUAUUUUUACUCCUUACAGGGGUGGUUUUUAUUCUUUUUGGAGUUAAUUUUACUCUGAAAGUGAAGUAAAAAUUUUAGGUACAGGAUAACUCCUUUUUUGGAGUUAUUUUAACUCGUCAAUAUCUUGGGUGACUUUUACUCCUGAAAAAGAGUUCUUUAAACUCCUUUUUGGAGUUAAAAUAACUCCCCGCAAAAUAACUCCACUGUAAGGAGUUGAAUUAGCCCCACUAGAGGAGUUAUUAUAACUCCUUGAAAAUGACUGUGUAUGUAUUUCAAGGACAUAAUCCAAUACUGCUAUUGUCAAUUCAGUCCGGUGUCCACUUAAUAGAGGCUUCUAACACUUUCUACUUAUGUAUCUACCUAAUCAAUCUUUAAAUAAGUCAUACUUUGAAAAUGAAUUGACCCAUUUUUCACCUACAGUACAAACAUUCUGGUACGUUUGCUAACCGAAAAUAUGGAGAACGGUCUUACCCCAAAAAAUCCGAAAAUGUGCGACCCCAUUCUAGUAACUCUAUUGAAAAUGCCACCCCAUUAUUGGCAAUCCAGUGGUGAAAAUGCGACCCCAGCGACCCCAUGCAGCCGCACAUCCCCAUUAGCCUCUUACAUGGAAGUACCCCCCUCCGGGACUUGUGACAGGUACUGAUGACUUUAACUUGCAGGGAAGUUAACUCGUUUCUUUUAUCUAGAUAAAUUUUAGGAUUUUUAUGGUAUUUUCAUUUAUUAUUUUUUUAUUUAUUGUAUAUAUUUUCAUCUGUUGUAUAUUUCACACAUUGUAAAUUUUUCUACCUCUAGUUAAUUUAAUCUAUAUACUUAUAACAGACAAAGCUACUUUGUGGAAAUUAAGUGCUGUGAUAUAAAAUUAACCGUUAUUUAAUAUCUGACGAGUGAUGAAUACGGUCUUUGGGUUCAUUGGAUGCGCUAGAGUUUAGCAUGUUUACCAAAAAGGGCCUGGAAGACAGCCAGCAUUGAAAGGCGGAAACAGGGUCAGAGAGAAAAUCCCCACGCGAGUCGUCCUAAAACAACAUCCUUUUGAGCUACGACAGUCGCACUUGUAUUUGCUUAGGUUAUUAGUGAGUUUGUUACAACUGUCUAGUUGCAGAUUGCUCGCUGGUUUUAGCCCUUUAAGCACUACAUUCUUAAAAAAAUUGUUGUAUAAUGGAGCCAUCAAAAAAGGGUCCCGUCUCCAACACUCUGGUGUUUUCAUUAAUAGCUUUAUCCUUUGCUCUUUGUUUCGUGGCUCUGGUCCACGUCGAGAUCGAGCUUCACGCUCAUCGAAAAAUGCUUCAAGUCUUGACUCAUCAGAGAGAAGAAAAUGUCCACUCACUAGGUACUGUGAACGAUAAACUGAUUGCUUCUGUAUUGCUUAGUGAGCCUAGUAAAGGUGAGUGUUUUCAGUAGUGUCUUGUUUUUAUUCAUUUGGGAAUUUUCGAGACGGUUCGAGAACUCAAUUUCUGAUUGCAUUAUAUGUAUUGCGACUGAGGUCGUUCGUCAGAGAAUCAAACAUUCUACCAACAUGCACAAUAAAAUCAUUAACACAGUUUUACUGGUUGCGGUAGAGAACUCAAAAGUUAAAUGCUCUUUCAUAAUAUUUAGGGGCGACUACACCUAGAGUAUUGGUUUCGGUUAUUGUGGCGUACGUGAUAUCAAAGUCUUCCGGCUUGGCUCAACAUCAAAAUCCUCAUGCAUGGUUUUAAAUGUUAUUUGUGAUAAGUAUUAAUAUUUUCCUGCAGUACAGGAUUCCUCGGGGAGAGGGGGUGCGCAGUUCAUUUAGUAUGUUAGAUGAGUAUCAUGCCUUACUCUGUAGGUGAAAGGAGAUUUUAAAGCACAAGGCUGGAAGGGAGUCUACUGUUUGCUCUGUAGUGUGGACUUCAGUGCCAAAAAGCAGGAAGGGGAGGGAGGGAGGGAGAGGGGGAAGGAAAAACAAAGAAAUGAAGAAGCCUCUGAGUCCCCUUCCCGUCUAUCCCUUAGCUCUAGCUCUUUUGCCAAGAGGGCAGUUUCUCACUUUCGAAAACUUGAUCAAAGACUAUUCACCACUUUUUGAUAACCAACAGUCGCCGAAAUGAUUUAUUCAGAUGUUUUAAAAAUAUUUUUGUUGAGAAACAAAACAAGUGAUGGAAUCCGAAUCAAGAAUGAUAAUAUAUCACAACAAUUCGUUAAGAAACAGGAACCAGAGAGACCGAACGACAGCGUCUAAAUUCCUCUCAGAUUGGUUUUGAAUAGAGUAUAGCUGGCUGCUUUUAGAGUCUAAUUCAGAAGGAUGAUUGUAAUUUUGUAACGGCUCUAUUGGAUAUGGUGCUACUAUAGAAACUUUAGUGUGUAAGACGGUGAGGACAAGGUGGACAAAGGUGGAGUUAAAGUUAACACAAAUCUUUUCUUCUGUUGCAGAUACACAUAGUCGUCAAAAACGGUACUCAGAAAAUAGAAAUAAAUCUAACGUCAGCGUUACCAUUACUCAUGAGGACUUCAAUAGGGAAGUUCAGCUGGCCUUGAAUAGAUUGCUCUGCAAGGCGCAUUACCCGAGGGGGGUUAGAGGAAAAAGAGGCAGGCCUGGUCCCCCAGGCAAACACGGACCAGCUGGACCCCAGGGAAUACAGGGGCCUAAAGGUGCUCAAGGAGAUCAGGGGCCUGCUGGACCUGAAGGCGAUCAAGGCCCUCCAGGACCCAAGAGCGAUCCUGGUGAAUCCAUCACAGCACCUUCUAUUGUGUCACCUCCGGUGUCCAUCGUGGUCAACGAAACCGGUAUAGCGUCACUGUAG